Molecule: messenger RNA, 411 nt
Organism: Peronospora matthiolae
Lineage: Eukaryota; Oomycota; Peronosporomycetes; Peronosporales; Peronosporaceae
Source: the annotation of a GenBank genome assembly
AUGGCUGCGUGUGCAUUGCCAGUUGUGAAGUGCCCAAUUGGCACGACGUCGUGGUCACUAACCAGUGCUCAGUGUCGGAGCAUUGAGCAGCGAGUUGCACGUCGAGAGCGUCGACUGAGGCCAGAACGUGCAAGACUGCAGCUUCCGUUAGCAGGAUGGAAAUCGCUACAGCAAAGACUCAUUGAUGCUGAGGGACAGAGCAUGGAAGAUGGAAAUACAGAGCAGCUGUUUCAUAUUUGCGAAGGUUCAUUGGCUCCCGUGAAGAGUGUGUAUGCAACGGAGAAUAGAGAUGGAGCAGAAAGUGAUGAUUUUGUUAAGAUUCACGGAGAGUUGGAGCCGUUUGGGCAGAUUAAUAUCGAUGUAACGCGAGGAGCCGUAGAAUCCGAUAGUGAAGAAGAGGAGAAGUGUUGA